Molecule: messenger RNA, 709 nt
Organism: Octodon degus (degu)
Lineage: Eukaryota; Metazoa; Chordata; Mammalia; Rodentia; Octodontidae
Exons: 1
Coding region: 89-385 (98 amino acids)
Source: RefSeq, a predicted model, not a curated record
GCGGCGCGGGCGCAGACGCGGUCCGUCGGGGGCGCCGCCGGUGGGAAGGCGGAGCGGUGUGUUCGCGGUUCCGGGGCGCUGGGGGAGGAUGGUUCUCCGGCGGCUGCUGGCCGCCCUGCUGCACAGCCCGCAGCUGGUGGAGCGGCUGUCGGAGUCGCGGCCCAUCAGGCGCGCGGCGCAGCUCACGGCCUUCGCGUUGCUCCAGGCGCAGCUGCGCGGACAGGACGCGGCCCGCCGUCUGCGGGGGCUCGCGGCGGGACCCGCGGGGGAUCUGGGGCGCCGCGCCGCUCGAUUCCGGGACACCUUCGCCCGGGAGCUUCGUCGCGGCCUCCGUGACCGCCCGGGGCCGCCGGGGAGUCAGAGGGGCCCAGGCGCGAACUCUUAGACCGGCCUGGAUCGGGCCGAAGUCGCCCGCUUUCUCUUUGCCCGACGCUGACCUUGUGAUUGAGGAGUCCUGACCGGAUUGUCGCCGGCUGAUGUCUUCAUCGGGCCGAGGGCACCAUGUGGAGGACGACCCCGAAGAAGCGGCUGACAGACACCCAGACACUGCACGGACUGUGGACAUAGCUGGAAAGAGCCUGCCUUCUGCAUAUGGGACUCGACUCCUGACAGAGGCUGCUGCGACCGCACAGGGACACAGGGCACCGACUCUAGGAAAGAAGGACGGAAGGACAUCUUGGCAUUCUCUGAUUAAAUGAGCUGAAUCAUG